AUGAUUCAGAACUACAAGGUGCUUCAGGACGUGUUUGAGAAACUUAAGCUCACUAAGCCCAUUGAAGUGAGCAAACUCGUUAAGGGUAGGCCACUAGAUAACUUGGAGUUCAUGCAAUGGAUGAAGAAGUACUGCGAUUCUGUUACUGGUGGCCAGCCUCUCAAGUGUAUUCUGAAGAGAUUGCUUUAUCUCUUACUUCAUGGUCGGAUUGAGAGACGAUUUCAGCUUGUUGAUUCGAGUCAAAGAGCUGUGGAGGAUCUGGAGAAGCUUAGUGACAUUCAAUGCACUGGUGAAUCUCAGCUGAAGUUCAUCACAGAGGCGUGGCUUCAGGUGAUCAUGAUGCUCGCUGCAGGUCUUUUGGAGUACGAGUAUCUGGGGGAAGCGUUUGCGGUUGGAGAAGUGAGGUUCAAGAACAACACUGAAAUAUCAACACGUGUAAGGAAAAUCAUUGAAGGAUGUUUUAAAGGACCAUGGUACAGCUGGAGAAAAGUACCCCAGUUUUACAAGGAUGCUUGGUAUUCAACGUUUAAGACUAAGUAUGAGUGGAAUGUCUCCAUCGAAGAUCUAGUGAAAGCUAACUUUGAUGAACUAGCUGCCACUCGCCUCAAAGGAAUGGUGAGCCUUGCAAAAUCCAGAGGAGUGAAACCUGAUUGGAUUCUUUCAGAACAUUGGAGAGUAAUGUCAGAUUACUGGAAGACACCAAAAGCCAAAGAAAAAAGUGAGAAAGCUCGUCUGGCUCGUAUGUUUAACCGUGAUGGUUUAGGUCCACACAGCCACAGAUCAGGCUCACGUUCCUAUGCUAAAGUUCAAGAUAAUCUGGUGGCAAACAACGAAGACUCUUCCUUCAUUGCUGUGAUGAAGAAAACCCACCAGAAAUCUGAUGGAACAUAUGUUGAUGAAAGGGCACGCUUAGUUGCAGAAAAAUAUGAUGCAUAUGUUCAAGAAAGAUUGUCACUGGUUGAGCCUUCUAGUGGAGAGGUUUUGACAGAUCCUCUUACUGUCGAGGAAAGAAAUGAAAUCUAUGUGAAGGUUGCUGGAAUAUCAAAACAAGGUCGGGUAUUUGGACUUGGAUCACUUCAAUAUGGAGUUUAUAUGCCACUAGAUGGGUCUACAGUUUCACCACAAGCUGUUGAAGAUGAUGGUACUUUAACUCACAGAGUCAAAGAGCUGGAGUCAGACCUGCAAAAGAGUAAUGAAGAAAAGGUUCAGUUUCAGAACAGGAUUGAAGCAAUGGAGAAAAUUUUGAUGUCUGCUUUUGGUGAAAAUGUGUUGACUCCAACAGAUACUACCACACCCGUAUGAAGUUGUUUCUCAGUUUGGUGUUUUAGCUUGGUGUUUUUAGUUUGGUUUUCAUUUGGUUUUCGUUAAUUUACUAAGCAGAUUCAGUUUACUUAUAAACGAACUGUUGUUUUAUGCUUCCAUUUAAUAUUUAAAUUUAAAUAAAAUCCAAGCAGUUCUAUGAGAAAUUUA
This is a messenger RNA of Brassica rapa (field mustard), 1470 nucleotides long. RefSeq lists its product as uncharacterized. NCBI's taxonomy places the organism in Eukaryota, Viridiplantae, Streptophyta, Magnoliopsida, Brassicales, Brassicaceae. The record is from RefSeq and is a predicted model, not a curated record. Gene Ontology annotation, molecular function: microtubule binding.